CCGGGUGAGCGCAGCAGAAGUAACAGAUGCAGAGCUGGGGGAGGAAGGAGCGGGUCGCGCGUGGCCGGAGUCUGGGGGACCUUCGACGUGGCGCCGAACCGUCCGCGGCGGAAAAGUCGCUACUCGCAGCCCGGGAUCCUGAAGACAGAAGAGAAUGGCAGACUUUCCUGAUGUAGUUUCUGUGGCUACAAAGCUAAAAAAUGAGGUCAUCCGGUACUACAAUGUUGAAGAUGAUGAAUGGAGACUUACUAAGAAAACAAAAGAUACGACAGUUUGGCGUAAACCAUCUGAAGAAUUCAAUGGAUACCUCUACAAAGCACAAGGGAUUGUGGAGGAUGUCGCCAACAGAAUAGUAGAUCACAUACGCCCUGGACCCUAUCGACUCUACUGGGAUAGUCUGAUGACCUCGAUGGAUAUUGUUGAUGAGUUUGAAGAGAACUGUUGUAUUAUGCGGUACACCACAGCUGGCCAGUUGUGGAACAUCAUUUCUCCCAGAGAGUUUGUUGACUUCUCCUGCACAACAGACUACGAAGACGGGAUUCUGUCAUGCGGUGUCAGCCUGGACUAUGGUGAAGUAAAACCGGGUUAUGUUCGAGGUUUUAACCACCCUUGUGGCUGGUUCUGUUUCCCUCUCAAGGACAAUCCUAGACACAGCCUGUUGAUAGGCUUCAUCCAGACAGAUUUGCGUGGGAUGAUCCCCCAGUCGGCGGUGGACACGGCUAUGGCCAGUACUCUGACUAACUUUUAUUCUGAUCUCAGAAAAACCCUGAAAGCAUAAUCUGUGCUGACCUCAAACUCUCUGUGUUUCUUGCAAUCAUACUCUGCACCUCAUAGUCGAUUCUCAAAACCUUAGGAUAGGUUGGAAGCUUCCUGCAUGAAGGUCUGUAGUAUUUUCCUUAUAGGUGCUGGUAGUCCCAUUUGCACAGAAGAACUGAAAACAUGUUUACUCUGAAGUAAGAUCCACUGAGCUCAAUGAAACUCACUUGGCAAGCCUUUGGCACGUCGUUCCUUCUUAGCCAAGCCAUGGACACAGAAGCCCAUGACACUCGCACAACCACAUUCUGGACAGAACUCUAAAUCAGAGUGUUCUAGCAAGUUGAGGGAAAGGAUCUCUUCCCUGCAGGAAUACAGUCUGUGGGCUGGCCUACACAACAUAAUUUCCAGAAUGGUUGUAGCUCCAAAGCAUGCAAAUCACAGUGCUCAUAUUUGUAGCACCCCCAUGGAAGAUGUUCAUUUUCACAAAGGGAAGCUGUGGAACUGGAGGGUGAAAACAUGUUCUGCUCCAGCUAAUUUCACCCCUAAAGGAAACUAGGCAAUGAUGGGAAAGCUCUGCCAUCCAGCAACCCCUUUAUUUACUAAGACUGCUUUACUAAACGUUAUUACUAGGGAAAAGCCUCAUUGAGCACAGUAGGACUUGCUUCUGAGUAAACAUUGAAGGCGGCGGCCUGUAAGAGUGGGAAUAGCAAUACACUGGCAUCUUUUCUUUUCAAGGGCUAGAUGUAUGAAUGCGAAAUACUAAUGCUUUCAUGUACUUUAUGUUGCUUGCUAAUCCAGAUCUAAAAGAUGGUUCAGAAUCUUUUAUCUUUAAACUAAAAAGCUUGAUGCACUGUAGAGAAUUCUGUGCUCCUGUUUCCAUACUUUACUGCUUUAUAGAGUAAUUUUGUCAUUGGUUAUUUGGGGUGGCAUGCAACUGAGUCUUACUCAGAGUAGACCCACUGAAAUUAAUGGACCUUGCUUAAUCUUUA
Molecule: messenger RNA, 1745 nt
Organism: Podarcis raffonei (Aeolian wall lizard)
Lineage: Eukaryota; Metazoa; Chordata; Lepidosauria; Squamata; Lacertidae
Gene: STARD4
Product: StAR related lipid transfer domain containing 4
Exons: 6
Coding region: 155-778 (207 amino acids)
Biological process (GO): intracellular cholesterol transport; cholesterol import; cholesterol transport involved in cholesterol storage
Cellular component (GO): endoplasmic reticulum; cytosol
Molecular function (GO): cholesterol binding; cholesterol transfer activity
Source: RefSeq, a predicted model, not a curated record